Messenger RNA from Linum tenue, 701 nucleotides. The record is from the annotation of a GenBank genome assembly. Lineage: Eukaryota; Viridiplantae; Streptophyta; Magnoliopsida; Malpighiales; Linaceae.
GAAGAAGAAGACUACUACUACUACUACCUUGCUCCACUAUAUAAAAAGGGCUUAGUGUAGCAAUCAUGCUUAAACAUGUUUCUACCAACAAAACCACACAAACACCACAAUGGACCCAAGAAUCUCCUUCUCCAAUGACUUUGCAGACAGCACACAACAGCACAAACCCAUGUACGAGAGCAACUACAGAGAAGCCCCUGUGUCUUCGGAUUUCGAAUUCUCGGUCAAAGACUUCGCCUUGAUACCGGCUGAUGAGAUCUUCUUCAAGGGUGUGAUUGUGCCAUUGAAGGAGGAGGAUCAUCAGCAAGGGAGGAGGAUGAUGACAUUGAGGGAAGAGUUGAUGGUUGAUGUUGAUCACCACCAUGGCCAGUUGCCAAGGGUGCCUAAGGUUUCCUCAGGUUGGUGGAAGGAGAAGUUGGGGUUGAAGAGAGGUGGCCACAACACUAACAAUGUUGUUGUUGGUGUGGUGGGUAAAAGAGGUGAAAGGAAUGGUGAUGGGAUUUUGGAGAGGAUUGAAGAGAAGAGGGCUUCUUCUUUUGUUCAUGGAGAGAGGCUAAGUUUAGGGAGUGCUAACUGAAGGUGAGGUGGUGAAGUUUGUUUCAGAGAGAUUAUGAGGGAUGAUUUGAGGUGCAAAUAUGAGUGAUUUGGGGGAAAAGGGCAGAAAAGAAUUAUCAUCAAGUCUCUUAACUCAUGAGAAAUUG